Cladophialophora immunda is the source of this 3905-nucleotide messenger RNA. RefSeq lists its product as uncharacterized. The transcript has a single exon. The coding region runs from base 697 to 3252 and encodes 851 amino acids. The record is from RefSeq and is a predicted model, not a curated record. Gene Ontology annotation, molecular function: protein binding. NCBI's taxonomy places the organism in Eukaryota, Fungi, Ascomycota, Eurotiomycetes, Chaetothyriales, Herpotrichiellaceae.
CAGGAACAUCUUACCCGCAAAUAAUCCAUUCACUUUUUCCCCUUUGGCCAAGCCCCAGGGCCGAUCGACAUUGCUCUGUGACAAUCCCACGCGCAAAGCUGUUCCACCGACCCACAGGCCCGGACUAAACCAAAGCCAAAGCCCACCUGCGUUGCGGCGCGACUGAGCGCCUCUUCAAACCCAAGGUGACUCCCUUUUCGCGACUUGCCCUCACAGAACAGCUUUCACAGUAACUGCACAGUCAUUUCCAAAGCUGUCGAGUCGUGGUACAAUCGGUAUUCACUAUCAGCAUCACGCCUUGUUGCGCGCCGAAAACAACCCCUUUGGAGACCUCAAUUCGCAUUCAACCCACCCGCUGACCGCAUCCCCUCAAUCGAACUGGACUUUGUCCGAAGAUACGUCCUGCUGCUUUGGCCUUCCUGCGCUUCUUGGAGUGGCUGAGACUGGGCUCGAUUGCCUCUCGAAAGUAACCCUUGCUUGGGCAACGAAACGAUAGCGUACCCUCGCCUUCUAGUAACCGGCAAGACCAGACCACCUCGACCUUCUUUGGCCGUUGAAUCCUUUACACAGUCCGUCGCCAACGCACUACACACCCUACAGAAUAGACCUUCUCGAUUUCUUUCGAGGAGAAAAUGCCACUACGGCUUUGACCUUUCGCCCGCGCCCUGCGUUCGGUGACAGAUCAGUCCCUUGGAGAUGUCAGUGCCCAAGCCUCCUGUUGCGAUCAAGAAUCAAUGCUCCGUUAUUCAUGACGGAGUCAUCUACGUUUAUUCGCCAGACGCGUUUCAGACCUUGGCGUUGAAAGAGGGCGCCAAGUGGGAAGAAGAGGCAAAUGGCGUGUCAGUAACAGGAGCAGUCUGUGUAAAAGGUGGCCUGGAUGGUGACAACUCCAAAUCAGCUUUGUAUGUUGUGGGUGGCGCGACAAAUGCGUCGACAACGGAUUAUACUGGCUUACAGCGAUAUUCAUUCGAGGACAAAUCAUGGCAGACUAUCGUCCCUGUUGUCAACGUCACCCAAAAUCGCCUCUACCAUGGAGCGGCUUAUUUGAAUGCCUCAUCGACACUGGUCGUCUAUGGCGGGUCCCAGAAUGACAACGCUGGGCCGUCCUCAGAGACCUUUACAAUCGGGUUGUUUCCUCCUUACUCAGUGCUGGCAUACAGCUCGACCGCACCGCCAACAGUCAGUCCUUUUAUGUUACCAUGGAGCCAGGAUCAUACCCUGAUGGUGGGCGGCAGUUCGACCAAUGAUAGAGUAUUUACAUUUGGUCCAUCAGAUGGCUGGCAAGACCUUGGUCUUACACUGCCGGCUCCACUACCGGAUCAUUCAAUAGCACAGAGCGCCCUUCUCACCCUGCCUGACAACAGCAUCAUUCUACAAACCUUUGACCUUGGUCAAGUACCACCAACGGUGACGACAAAUGUUCUGUUGAAUCCAGGGGGUGCUCCCGCCGCAUUCGGUGAGACCGCGGGAGGCAGCGCUACUACAGAGACUCCCUCACCCUCUUCCACAACUUCCUCAAUCACAAAGAGACAAGUAUCACUCGGCACCUACCCCGCGUACAAUGAUACACUGGCCCCUACAGCGUCUCGGACGGGAUUUGAUCUAGCACAGGGCGACAAUGGACUGGUGGCUUUAGUGGGAGGUAAUGACGAUAGCCCGGUCCUAUUCUUCAAUCAGUCUGGGAAUGGCUGGGUAGCGUCGUCCCAAUUCUUUGGAAAUGAACAGCAGCCGCCGGCGUCAUCAUCGAGUAGGAUACCAACGCCCUCGCCGACUUCUUCGAGCUUCCCAACUUUCCCUGCCACUCCCACAGGGUCGAGCACUCCAGCCACAGCAGGUUCUUCUGGCAAUAAGAAUCAAGGUUUGACUGUACUCGGAGCAGUCCUAGGUGGUAUCUGUGGACUUUUGGCGAUCCUGGUCAUCCUCCUCCUUUGGCUGAGAUCUGUUCGAAGAAGGCGGAUGGCAGGAUCUGAGAAACGCAAAGAAUACCCAGACGACAAGAAGAGAAGUGGGGAGUUCAACUAUGAAGAACGGGGGCUUCGUCCACUGGCUGGGCUUGGGCAGCCCAUGGGACGAAGUCCGAUUGCUUCAGCAUAUAUCCCCGAAGCAGACAGUGCCUCCAUGUUUGGAGACUCGAAACCUGAGCCGGCUAUGCUCAUUAGACGUGUAUCUUCAGAUCAGGCUCCGUCAGGAUACCGUGGGUCAGGCAUAGGGUUUGGACAGGCAUUGUUCAAGCGGGAGAAAGAGAGAGAAAAGGAGAAGGAGAAGGAGAAGAUUGGAUUGUCCAUUUCAAAGCCCAUGAUGCCCAUUUUGAACGAUUACCAAGCGCGACCGAGUAUUGAACUUGGGAAAGCGACACCUCCUGGCGCACCGGUAGGUGCUGCAGAUUCCGAAAGAAAGGCUUCUCAGCGCAAGACUGACGAGGGAUGGGGCAAGUACUUUCAGGGCGAACCGCUUUCGGGAAACCGAACAACGUUCUUGUCCCGGAGCUCUGGCGCAAGGAGCGGAUUCUGGCCUGGAUCCGGCGUCCUGGAAAACUCUAGCCGGUCUCCCAAGUUCAUACUUCGGGACAGCGUGGGCAAUCCUCUGGAAGCGCAGAAUGUUGCAGCUGGGAGCCCGAGUCUUGAACAUGGACCCCCUAACCCUCAGUCAAGGGGCUUGCAAUCUGUUCAGGGUAUAUCCGGGCAAAUUUCCAAUGCCGGCUCUGUGCGAACGGUAAAUUCCACGGAUGAUGACGACGAUGACGACGACGACUAUGAAGAUGAGCAAGUCUUUGACGGAGCGUUCUCAAGUGGAAUCCCUGCCAGCGUGCAUGACACGCCCUGGACGCCGGUAGGGAAUACGUGGUCGGGCCCGCCGCAACGACCGCUGCGGCCUCCGAGCAGUUACCUGGCGGCUCAGCAAGCACAGGCACAGGCGCAGGCGCAACGUUCGCCUCCGACGAUAAGCUCAAACGAGACCAGUGAUACCGCGGGAACCUUGGAUUCAUCCAUCCCCUCCUUCCCGAUGCCCAAUUCGGUUCGAUCUGCUCAGCCUGGAGGAAGUGAAGGGACCGCCAUCAACAACAGUACAACAGUCCAUCCAGAAAAGACUCGACCUAGUCACGAACAGCCACCCCGCAGUCAACCCCACGACUAUUUCAGCUAUAGCGCAGCCCAUAAACAUAAACGUAGCAACAGUCGGCAACUGCCAGACAACCACGCCAACGUCAACACGGAUAUGUCCUGGCUCAACCUCGGCACGCCGAGCCGGUGACUAUCCAGCCGGUUCUCGCAGGUGCUCUACCAGUUCCUGCUCGAUGACGUUGCUAGGAAGCCGCCGGGCAGCAAGGCGUCGCGAGUGAGUAAGGACGAGGGAUCUGUUGAGGGCCAGGGUGGGGUCACCGACACAACGACGAAGAAGCAUGUGAGCUUGUUUCGAACAAAGUCCAUGCCGAAAAACCGCACGCAUGCGUUUCAUUACCCGCUCCAAGCGGUGAAAAGGGAAACGAUACAGGAAGGAGAGGUCUGGGAGGACGAGGCUCUGCCACCUGACCCGGACAGUCCAACGUUGCCUCCUCGGGUGGUACUCGGGAGAGAAUCCAUGAGGACUGAAGGGUCGAGGGAGAGCAAGAGGCUAACCAUGUAAAAUGGGAGAGGCGAACGGGAGGAGGCAAAAAGGGGGCGACGUACUACAGCUGCACAAAGCUGGCGUUUUCGAUCCUUACAUCUCUGCUGCUUUCAGAAGGAGCGCCAUGAACAGAGCCGGCAAAAUUGCUGGAUGAGGUGGAAAGUCGCUCAUUUACUGUGCAAAGGGGGCUCAAGAUCUGUGAUGACGAUGAUGUUGUAUCUAUGUCCGACUCAUGUACUAGUGUACGAUACUGCCAGAGCUAGUUUCAAGAUAGCAAGGUGAUAAUGGUAAUGAUUCCG